AUGGGUUCCCGAUUUUCCCAUGAUCCACAGAUCCGCCUUCUCGAACCUCAGCUAAUAUCCGAGUCCAAACGGUUCCUGAAGGCGGAUUUAGAAAAUAUCUGUCUAGAAAACAUACAAACCUGUGUGUUAGUGGCGAACCUAUGUGCGGCGCACUCCGUCACGUCAACCGAAGCCCUCUUUUUUGGAAUCGCAAACCGUAUGGCCCAGAUUCUGUGCCUGACGAGGUUCGAUAGCACAGACGACCUGGUAAUGCGAGAGAUCAAGAGGAGAAUCUGGUGGACUCUCUUCAUGGCGGACCGCUGGUGCUCCUCUGGCCUCGGUCUCUCUCGCCAAAUGAAGGAUUUUGAAAGAGAAACUGAACUGCCCAUGGACGAGCAGCUGUUUCAUUCUCUUACCCGUGACCAGCAGAUCGUUUCAACACCGUGGAAGCCAGGCUUGUGGGCUCACAUGAUCACUGUAGUCGAAUUAUUCGGUCCAAUUCAAGAUCUCAAUCGGAAGUUGGUGCAAGGGGGUUACAACGAAGAUGAAAUUGAACAGCAAGUACACCAUCUCUCGAAGCAGCUCGACCUGUGGCUCAAGAGACUACCAGAGGACACCACGCUUAAUGAGGCCAACUUUCUCCACCAUUUGCGGAGAGGCACAGGGGGUCCCUUUGUCGCAUUGCAUCUCGGAUUUCACCACUACUCGACUUUAUUAUUUUUUCAAUAUCUGGAUACCCGGCGUCCCGGAACAGCUACGACCAAUGCCUAUUCAAAUCGCUGUAAGCGCCACGCAUCUUCCGUGAGCUUCUUACUCAAACGCGCCCGGCAACAAGAAGGUUCCGAGGCGGUUUGGCCGACCGUCGGUCAUUGCUUGAUUGUCUCGUCCUCUGUAUUGUUGCACACCCUUCUCUUUGGGGAUGAGCAGGAGCUCUCAGAAGCACGGAGUAGUUUGAAUGCAAAUUUUGAAGCUCUCAUUGAACUGACGCGAUAUUGGCCGUGUCUGAAAUCGAUGGUCAACCGACUUGAUAAAUUCCAAAAUAUGUGCCUUAUUGCGGUACAUCUGCCCACCUAUCGAGUUGAUAAGUGGAUGGUGCGAUUUUUGAUUGAGCAUUCCCUGCCUCUCGAGGGCCAAGACUCCAAUCUCCUGGCUUCCGUGGAACUUGAAACACUGUCAACUCAAAUUCAGAGAUCCGCGGAGCAGGGUCGCUUUACAAACUUUCCACUCGUUGGGCUUUAG
Messenger RNA from Penicillium arizonense, 1218 nucleotides. Its product is annotated as fungal specific transcription factor domain-containing protein. The record is from RefSeq and is a predicted model, not a curated record. Gene Ontology annotation, biological process: DNA-templated transcription. The transcript is spliced from 3 exons. Gene Ontology annotation, cellular component: nucleus. The coding region runs from base 1 to 1218 and encodes 405 amino acids. Lineage: Eukaryota; Fungi; Ascomycota; Eurotiomycetes; Eurotiales; Aspergillaceae. Gene Ontology annotation, molecular function: zinc ion binding; DNA binding.